AUGGAUGGUUGGCUGGUGAAGAAAAAGAAGCCUAAGACGGGCCGCAAUAAGGUUGCCGAAGAGAUCGAUGCUAUGCUUGACGAGUUUGAUAAUGAAGCUCCGCCUGACUGGGAUGAGAUUGAAGAGAACAAAAAGCUGGAGCAGCAGUUUGGUGACUUGAGCCGUUUUCCGGCUGAGGAGGUUGAGGACCUGAUGGGAUGCUUGAGUUCUCCAGAGAUGAUUGAUGCCAGUCCGCCACGACAGCCCCGACGUUCGGCUUUGAAACCUCGUCUGAAGUGGAAGUCCAAGGAGCCACAGUCUAGCGAUCCUGCAGAUCGUGAGCCCAAGGCGGGCGAUGGAGAUCGUGAGCCCAAGGCGGGCGAUGGAGAUCGUGGGCCCAACGCGGGCGAUGGACAUCGUGAGCCCAAUGCGGGCGAUGGAGAUCGUGAGCCCAGAGAUCGCGACCCGCCUGGAGAUCCGAUAAUUCGGCCGAAUAUUGGUUGCAAUUAUUUAGCGGAAGCCAUCGACUUGGAUGAUACUUCCAGUGAAACGGAAGCGGCUACCAUGGAAGCUGUAGUGCUACAGAGAAACUUUGUCCACCCAGAUGCUGUUCCCGCAGAGCCGAAAGAGGAAGGACUGGAGGUUUCCAAGCAGGAAAGAAAAAGGCCGCAGAGCACUCGGUACAGUACGAGGUUUCAGUUUGCCCUUGAAGCCUACAACGAGCACUUGGCAGGGAAGAUGCCGCUGGCCAACGACAAGGCCGAGAAGAAAUUUUGGGUAUACCUCAUUGAGGAGGGUCUGGGCACGCUCAGCGAUGAGACCGAGAUCGAGGUCUUUUGCCAUGAUAUGGCUGUGGCUUUUCUGCAGCACAGGGCCAGGCCGAUCGAGCCAGGAUUUAGGGGCCAAGCCUUCAGGGUCAAGGUGUGGGGAUAUAUGGCAUGGAUUAAGUAUGAGACCUAA
Symbiodinium sp. CCMP2592 is the source of this 939-nucleotide messenger RNA. The record is from the annotation of a GenBank genome assembly. Lineage: Eukaryota; Dinophyceae; Suessiales; Symbiodiniaceae.